This is a messenger RNA of Vigna radiata var. radiata (mung bean), 450 nucleotides long. RefSeq lists its product as uncharacterized. The transcript has a single exon. Lineage: Eukaryota; Viridiplantae; Streptophyta; Magnoliopsida; Fabales; Fabaceae. Bases 1 to 450 code for a protein of 149 amino acids. The record is from RefSeq and is a predicted model, not a curated record.
AUGUCAUUACUCGUUAAACGCAUCCUUCGAUAUGUCAAGGGCACCAUGUCCUAUGGCCUAUCCUUCACCCGUGGAGAUUCCCUUAAUGUUCUUGAAUACUCGGAUGCUGAUUGGGCUCGAUGUAUUGAGACUAGGCGAUCUACCUAUGGUUAUUCCAUCUUCUUAGGCGGUAAUCUCAUCUCAUGGAGUGCUAAGAAACAACCAACCGUAGCUCGAUCAAGUUGUGAAUCAGAAUAUAGAGUCAUGGCUAAUGCAGCAACUGAACUAAUAUGGCUUACUCAUCUUCUACAUGAUCUGCAUAUUUCCCAUCAAGCGCCAACUCUUCUUUGUGACAACAAGAGUGCUAUAUUCCUUUCCCAAAAUCUGGUGGCUCACAAACGCGCUAAACAUAUUGAUAUUGAUUAUCACUUUGUUCGAGAGCUUGUUCUAUCUAACAAACUCAUCACUUAA